GGGGUGGGUUCUGGGUUCUGGGUUCGGGCACAGAAGAAGACUCGGAGCGCCAUGAUGCACUUUUUAUGAAUUACACAUGCAGAUGUGGUGGUGAUGGAGUGUGUGAGUGAUGUUCAGGUGUUGCAGGUACAUUGUGUAUCUCUACACUCAGGUGUGUUGUUAGGCAGUGUGUGUUCAGGAUUGCUGCUGGGAAUCAUGGCCGCUGUUCUCAUACACACAUUUAUCAUCAGACCCUACUGCCUGUCUCACAAGUCUAAGAACCACGACCCCUGGAGCCUGAUGGAUGUAGAUGAGGGUGAUGGAGAACAUGAUGAAAGAAAGAACAAGAAGAGAGAACCUGCUGACACACUGAGCCCCCCGGACCUGGACCUGGACCAGGAGCCACCUCUGCUCAGUGAUGAUGUUACUGCGUUUGCACUGAAGGCCAGAGUGGUUUAUCCCAUCAACCAGAGAUACAGACCGUUAGCAGAUGGAGCCUCUAAUCCCUCACUGCAUGACUCUGCAUCAUCUGAUUGGUCGAGCCAGACUGAAGAGGAAGAUGAGAGCAGUGAGAGCGUCUCCUCUGGCUCCGCCCACAAAGCACACCUGAACCUCACCUUCAGAAGAGCAUCACACUACGCACACACACUCUGUUAUACUGAAUGUGAGAGCAGACUGAGCAUGCUCUGUGUGACGCUGGAAAACCUCCAUGAACAUGCAGCUCAGUUACAACAGGACAAAUUGGAAAUUUUCCUCCAGAUUGUGAGAGUUCUGUUUAAUUCAGAUGCUCAGCUAAUACAGCAACAGGAAAAGGAAACAGAGCAGCUGAAGAGCGCUGCAUCUCCUGAACUACUGGGAUCUACACAAGGUGCAGAACUCAACUCACACACCUGCACCAUCCAGGAGGUGGAGAAUACAGGACAAGAGAGACUGGAACACACACUGCAUACAGCUCUGCAUUUUGCUAAACAGCUGGAGCACCUGUGUCAGCAUAGCUGUAGAGGCGGGUCCAGUGUCAUCUCACAGGAUGUGACACGUACACUCGUCCACUGCCUGCUAUUGGUUGAGAGGCAGCUAACUGACAUUCAAGCUAACAUCACACAGACUCUGUAUGAUAGGCUGCAGUGGUGGGAGGAGCUAUCUGGGUGGCUCAGAUUAAAAACCAGUCUCUUUAGACAGGAGGCGGAGCUUAUAGUAAAGCUAACCAGCCAAUCAGUGGAGGAGCUGACGGCUGAUGGACAGCUGGAGUUUGAUCAGAUGGAGAAACUAAUUACUGAUCUACAGAGAGGCAUUACUGAUCAUCUACAGGAUCUAACACUGCAAAUCACACAGAACACUCUGCAGGUCAUCAGUGAGCACUGUCAGAAGAGGAAUGUGAGGAUGAGGAAGAUGAUGAAGAAUCAGAACAAAGAGAAGAGUCACAUGACCCAGUCACAUGAUCAACAAAGUGCUUACCAGAUCGCCACGGUGUGGGCGGAGCUGCAGGUGAAACAGUGGGGUGAGAGAGAAGAUCUGGAGCUCCAGCAGGACAGACGACUGUCUGAUAGUGUGUGUGAUGUGUGGAAGAAGUUGUUUGCUGAUUUUUCGGAACGUGUCACAGCCUUCUGGAGAGAGUGUGUACUGAGCAUGCUCACCACAAGCUUCACCCUCUCAAAGCAGAAGUGCCACGCCCUGCUGAACAAUAUCGACCUCACACUGUCCAGUCAGAUGCAGCAGGAGGAGAACCACACCCACCAGCAACUACACAAGCUCACAGAGCAACUACAGCAGGAACGACAGAUAUGGACUGAACAGGAGGCGCUAGCUACCAAUGCAAUUAAUCACCUAGGCAACCAAAACAUGAAGGUUACUAUGGGAACAGUUGCCGGGCAGCAAGACCUGAGGAACAGUGCUGAAGGUAUCGAGAACAAACAGCGCCUCCUAGUGACAGAGCUCCAACGCUGCCUAACAGCUCAACACUUCUACUACACACUACUGAGAGAGAUGAAGAUUACACAGUUAACACACACACAUACACAGAGCCUGCAGCAGGAGCUCCUAUCAGAUCUUGAAGCAGCUUCUGAGCUCCUCCGAAGCCACGCCCAGGUUCUGAUUAGCCACGCCCUUGCCCACAGAACUCGGCUGCGAUUGGUCACCACUGCAUUGUAUGAUACUCCAGCAGCAGAUGAUGGACAGAAGGAACAGUGGAUGCUGAGGAUACGUGAGAGUGUUUCACAGGAGUUUCUUUCCACUCUCAUUAACAACUACUACACACACCUUCAAACUGUCGUCACGGCAACACAGCUCCGUCCACUUCGACAACACAAAGAGCUGACAGACAGAUGGAGUGUGAGGGCAGAGUGUGUUAAAGCUCUACAGAAGGAACUGAAUCUUUGGGCCAGAAAACCUCAAUCAGUUCAGUUCUGCAGGAGGGUUGAAGAGCAGAAGAGAAGGUUUUUCACUCAUAGUGAGGAGGAGUGUGGUGGUGAGAUGGUGGAUCUACAACACCUAAUACACACCAUCACAGAGGAGCUUCAGAAGGAGGAGAAGAGUUUCAUGUCACGGCUGGUGUCUCUAACAGGAGUUCCUGUAAUAAACACUAAUGCAAGCAAAGAUGCAGAUCACACACAACUACACACCUAAUCAUUUAAUAAUCAUUAUUACUACACACCACAAUCCAUAACAUUCACUAUACUGAGAGUCCUAGAGAGUCACAAACUCAACAAUGACCCCCCCCCCCCCCCCCCCCGUCUGACCUGAUGCACUGAUGAAUAAGUGGAUUCAGUUGUUUGUUUAAAUGAAUUGGUGUAAAUUAUUAAAAAAAUUUUGUUAAAA
Messenger RNA from Trichomycterus rosablanca, 2793 nucleotides. It is a transcript of the gene evc, whose product is annotated as evC complex member EVC. Gene Ontology annotation, biological process: smoothened signaling pathway. The coding region runs from base 94 to 2601 and encodes 835 amino acids. The record is from RefSeq and is a predicted model, not a curated record. The transcript is spliced from 20 exons. Gene Ontology annotation, cellular component: plasma membrane protein complex; ciliary membrane. Lineage: Eukaryota; Metazoa; Chordata; Actinopteri; Siluriformes; Trichomycteridae.